This is a messenger RNA of Oreochromis aureus, 4134 nucleotides long. Its product is annotated as nuclear GTPase SLIP-GC-like. NCBI's taxonomy places the organism in Eukaryota, Metazoa, Chordata, Actinopteri, Cichliformes, Cichlidae. The transcript has 24 exons. The coding region runs from base 261 to 2735 and encodes 824 amino acids. The record is from RefSeq and is a predicted model, not a curated record. Gene Ontology annotation, molecular function: GTPase activity.
UCAGUUCUGUUUUUCCCUGCACCCGCUUUAGUCAUGUUGGAUUUACCUUUCUAUUUUAUGUAUAAAUGCAGUUGCAGUUGCAGACAGUUGUGCAGUCUGAGCCACACAGUUCCAGUUUGAUUUUAACCGUAUCCGUUUGUGGACUUUGCUUUUUGCUCGAUUUCUUUUUUCUGUUUCCUGUUUGUGUCUCACUGCUUCCCUCACAUCUCCCUCAGCAGCUUUUCCUGCAUUAUUUCUAACAAAAGUUUCAUUUUUUGGUCAUGGAUGAUUUCGUAAGAAACAAACUGGUUGAAUGGGGGCUAAGUGAGUGGGUGGGGAAAUUUAAAGAUGAACAAAUCGAUUCUGAAAGUCUGUGUGAGCUUGAUGAUCAAGAAAUUAAUAAUUUGAUCACAAAAGCUGGACCAAGAGUGAAAUUCAAGAAGAACCUCAAGCUGUUAAAGGAAGAAAAAAACACAAAUCAAGAAACAGUCAUUUCUUUUCAAUGUCAACAGCAGCAUGAAGAUGUAGCUGAUGUGGUUCAGUGUGAAGAGGAGCAUGAAGAAGCAGCUGAUGUGGUUCAGGUCUUGCCAUCCACAAGUGAUACAGGAAAAAGAAAACCAGACCUUGAAAGUGAUGCCAGCAGGUUGCAGUCACCAGCUAAGCGACAGCGUCAGUCAAUGCCAGGAUUUGAAGAACCAACCAUACUAUCUAAUGUGAAAAACAUCAUGGCAUUUGUACAUUCCAGACUAAAUGAGCAAGACAAACUCAGUGCUUUCUUAAAGAAAAAGAUCAGUGAUUUGGAGACAAACAAGAGGGAGCUGGUUGGUGUCUUUGGUAAAACUGGAGCUGGAAAGAGCUCUUUGAUAAAUGCCAUCAUCAAAGAGAAGAAUCUUUUACCCUCAGGAAGUGUCAAUGCCUGCACCUCAGUCAUGAUCAAAGUGGAGGCUAACACAUACAGCUCAAAGUAUGAAGCAGAAAUUGAGUUCAUCACAAAAGAGGAGUGGAACGAAGAGUUGUGGUCAUUUCGUCAGUUUCUUGACAAUAAUAAAAAUCAGAAAAAGGAAGACGAUGAUUAUCAUGACGCUGUUGAAAAGCUGUCAGCACUGUAUGGAGACGACUGGAGAAAGUCCUUUGAAAACCUCAUGGAUCGCAAAUAUUUCAAAGAAAUUCCAGAAUUUCUCCAAUCCAGGCGGAAGAUUUUGACAUGUGAAUCAGCUAAUGAACUCUCUGCAGAAUUUGUCAAGUACACAAGAAGUGAUUCAAAACAAGAAGAAAGUGAUGAAGGAAAAACAUGGUUUUGGCCACUAGUGAAGUGUGUGACUGUCAGGGUGCCAAACAGGCCUCUUCUCCAGCAUGUCACACUUGUGGACCUUCCUGGAAAUGGUGACUGUAACAAGAGCAGAGAUCAGAUGUGGAAAGGGAUAGUUGGAGAUUGUUCUACUGUGUGGAUUGUGACUGAAAUUAAUCGAGCAGCAUCAGACAAAGAGGCCUGGGGGAUCCUGGAAAGUGUCAGUAGUUUGAUUGGAAAUGGUGGCGAAUGUCAGCAAAUUCAUUUUAUCUGCACCAAGUCUGAUCUUCUUGAUGAUUCAGAUGAUCUUUCAUCAGCUGAUAUCCAUGAUCGAAUAGUUAAAAGAAACAUUCAAGCCAAUGAUGGAGUAAGGAAAGAAUUCAACAAGAGAAGCAAGAUUAAGACACACUUCACUGAUGACAGUUUCAAAGUGUUCACAGUGAGCUCCAAAGAGUUCCUAAAAGGGAAGCAUCUAAGUCCAGAAGACACUGAAAUACCCAAACUUAAAGGAUUUUUGCAAGAGCUCAAUGACUGUCACUCAGAGACAGUAAACUAUGUGAAUGGAGCUUAUGGGAUUCUGUCUUUGAUUGAAGGUGCCAGGCGCAGAAAAGAGGGUGUUGGAAAAGCAGAUGAUGUAUGUAAAGUCCUUGAGAAAAACAUGACAGAAAAACUUGAUCAAGUGAAAAAAGCAGUUGAAAAAGCGAUCAAGGAUUUUGAACAGUGUCUUACAGAAGGGGUUAAAAAUUCCAAAACCUCUGAUGAAAAACUGAAAUCGUUUUUGGACCGUGAUAAACAGCCUAGUUUUUUCAAGACACUAGAGGCUGUGGUUAGAAAAGACGGCAUGCACAAAACAAAAAAAGGGGAACACAUAAAUCUCAACACAGUAUUAGCUUCAUGUUUGACUGACAGCAUUGAUGAAAAAUUCAGAAAGACCUUCCCAAAUGAUGUUAAAGGUGGAUAUUUCGAUGGAGUCAUCAGUAGAUUUUCACUUGACACAAAUUCGCUGAUUCAAAAAUACCAAGAUGUCAAACUGCAGCUGAUAUUUCUCCAGACAGAGGAGGAUAAAAUUAAGGCAAAACUCAACAAAAUAAUCCUAAAAGAGAAGAAAAUCAUCUACAACAGUCUAACAGAGGCAAUUGAGAAAAACAUGAAAAAGUGCUAUGAAGAUGCACGAAAAAUUUCAGGGAAUGAUGCACUGAAAAAAAUGAGGAAGACUAUUGAGACACAUGUAUCCUUAAAUAGGAACAUGUAUGAGGACGCAAAAGAGACCAUGUUGGAGAAGAUGGAUGAACUGAUGAUGAUCAUCUGCAAGGAACUAAAGGAAACCAUGGACCACUCCAUUAAACUCUCACUCAAGGCAUCAGCUUUGAGUGAGAGUCUUCCAGAUGUUUCAGAGCAUCUUGAAACUGUCCAGCAACAUUACAAUGAAGGUAAGAGCAGUCAAGAGAGAGAAAUGACAUCACAGUAACCAGAUUUGCUCCACACAGUAACAGCAGAAACCUGAUGACCCACUCAACAUCUCUGAGGGAACACUGACCAUGAGGUCUCUGGAUAUCACCACAGACAUUUCUGUCAAGUUGUGUUUACUGCUGUCUUUGAAUGUUGUGUUUGACUUUUAAUGAAUUUGAUGAAAUUAGAUUUUUCAGUCCUCACUGCAAGAAAGUCCUGGGUUUGAAUCCAGUUUGAGGCCUUUCUGUGUGGACUCUGCAUGUUCUUCCUGUGUCUGUGUGGGUGCUCUCUGUGUACUCCAACUUCUUCCCACAGGCUAAAACAUGCAUGGGGGUUAGGUUAAUGGGUGAUCUUGGAUAUAGAUGUGCAUGUGAGCAAGAAUAGUUAGCUGUGUGACACAGUUAUUAUAGUUUUGUAUUUUGUCAUUAAUUUUUAUUUUAUUUCUGUUUAGUUUCAGUAAGUUUCAAGACUGUUCUUAUUUCAAUUUAUUUUUUAUUGUUUGAAAAUGUUUAGUUUUAGUUGGGUUUUAUUACUGUUAUAAUUUUUUUUUAAUUGUUGUGUAUUUAGUGCAAAUGUCAGAGGCAAAAUUUAGGAAAACCAGUAGAAACAAUAGGAACGUUUCACUUUUUGAAAACAGUUGACCCACUUGUCUUGUAGAUGUCCAGUGUCUCAAACACGUCCAUCAAUACCAUGUCAGGCACAUUGUAAUAACAUUUUUACCAAACUAACAAAUACUGAAACUAAAACUAUUUCCUCUAUACACUGAUUUGUAUUUCAAAUGAGGUCAUUUAAUCGUUUCUGUAGUUUGUUGUUUUAAUUUUGUUUAACUAAAAUAUUCAUAUCUAGUUUUAGUUUUUAGUUUAGUUUUAGUUGAGUGGAAUAACCUUAGCAACCUGUUCAGGGUGUACUCUGCCUUUUGCCUGACAACUGGGAAAGACUCCAGCAACCCUGAAUUGGAUAAGCAAAAGAAAAAGGAUAGAUGAAGAUUUUUAAGCAUGAAUUCCUCCCAGGGUUUUUAAGGUUUUAGUUGUGAGGGUCUAAACCAAAAGGCCAGCACUCUGUCCAAAAAUGUUUUGAUGUCUAUUUUCUCCAUUUUGUUGUAUUUGUUCAUUAUUUGUAGACCCUAGUUAUAGAGAAAAUUAUACAGCGGUAGAACUACAAUGUUACAGAUUUUAAUUUUAGUGCUUUAAACCACAGGAAUACUGUGAUAUUCAGACUCUUUUCAGUUUUAAGGAUUCAAUUUAAGUAAAUUUGAAUAUUUAUUUUCGUGAUGUAUUUGUCAGUUUUAUUCUUAAACUUCUAUAGCACAUGAUUUAUGUAUACCAUUUUACUUACAUUUCUAACAUAAAUAUGAAUUUACUGUAAUACAGUGGUUUCUUUGGUUGUCAUAUGAGUAAUAAAGCAGCAGCAAAAAAUAC